AUGAAUAUCGCGCAACCCAUAUCUUCCGAGGUCGAUGCUGUCGACUUUACAUUUCUGUCUCCGGAGGAGAUCCAAGCCAUUUCUGUCAAGCGCAUCGAGAAUGACAGCACUUUCGACAGCCUCCUCAACCCCGUUCAUGGAGGUCUCUAUGACCCCGCCCUUGGAUCAUGGGGAGACGAACCAUGUGCGACAUGUAGCCUAAUUUCGUCGAGCUGCCCAGGUCAUCCAGGGCACAUCCAGCUACCAGCGCCAGUCUACCACCCAGUCUUUAUGGACCAAGCAUACCAUUUACUUCGAGCGACCUGCGUGUACUGCAGGGGUUUUCGACUACCCCCAAAGGAUCUCCAUAAGUACAUGUGCAAACUCCGCUUACUGCAACACGGCCUCAUACGCGAGGCACAUGUCAUCGAUGCUCUUGGCGAGACGGAUUCGUCCGAGAUGGAUGAAGCACUUGGCUUAGGCGAAAGCGAGGCGGAUGAAGAAAAUUCGUCUUUUGACAACGUAACAAGAAAGAGGGAACAGUAUGUUCAAGUGUGCCUCCGAAGUAGUGCGCUUCGACGAGGUGAUACUAGGAAGGGUAAACACGAGGGCAUGGCCCAGGCUCGCCGAGAAGUCAUCAAACAGUUUCUCGCAGAGAUAAACAAGAAAAGACAGUGUUCCUCAUGCGACGGCAUCUCGCCCCCGUAUCGAAAAGAUCGAUAUGUAAAGAUUUUCGAGAAGGCACUCUCACCAAAGGAGCAAGUAAAAAUGAUGAAGAAGAAUCUCUCACGGAAAGAUGCAAUGACGCGUCAUUAUGAUGCCAAAUUGGACCCAAAAGCUGACGUCGAAAUCUCCGAGCCUGACGCAAUUGUUGAGUCACUAAGCGAUCAAGACGAGGAAGAACCCGAUAUUGAUGGCGCAUCGACACAGAGAUACAUUAGUCCUAUGGAGAUACGGGCCCGUCUGAGUGAGUUGUUCAAGAAGGAGCAAGAUCUUGUGUUUCUUUUGUACAACUCGAAACCACGUACUCGACGCUCUCCUGAUGUCACCCCAGACAUGUUCUUCAUCACGACCAUCCUUGUGCCACCGAAUCGCUAUCGACCUGAAGCUCGUAUGGGAGACUCUCAAGUCACUGAAGCAGAGCAGAAUUCGCUGUACAAGUCGAUUUUACGAGGCUGUUCCAAGAUAGCCCGAGUAUACUCUGUCCUGAAAAAUGAAGAACACGUCGACAUUACACAGUUGCACCAAGCCUGGACAGAGCUUCAAGAGGGAGUCAAUGCACUCAUUGACAAGAGCAAAAACCCUGUACAAGGUGCAGCCGCCAAACGCAACGAAGAUGGAAUCAAACAGAAACUGGAAAAGAAGGAGGGUCUUUUCCGAAAGAAUAUGAUGGGUAAGCGUGUCAACUACGCUGCCAGAAGCGUCAUCUCCCCUGAUCCGAAUAUCGAGACGAAUGAGAUUGGCGUCCCGCCAGUUUUUGCCCAGAAACUCACCUUCCCAGAGCCCGUAACGAGUCAUAAUUUUAGGGAUAUGCAGCAGGCCGUUAUCAAUGGAGCCAAUACAUGGCCAGGGGCUGUCGCCAUUGAGAACGAGAAUGGUCAAGUACAGAUGCUUAAAAAUAAAUCUGUUGAUGAGCGCAUAUCGCUAGCCAACCAGUUACUUGCCCCAACAAACCCUGCUGCAGUAAGGUUAAAGAACAAAAAAGUGUAUCGCCAUAUUACAAACGGCGACGUUGUGUUGAUGAAUCGCCAGCCUACGUUGCAUAAGCCUUCAAUUAUGGGACAUCGAGUUCGGGUGUUGCCAGGGGAAAAGACGAUUCGCAUGCAUUAUGCGAAUUGUAACACAUACAAUGCCGACUUUGACGGAGACGAAAUGAAUAUGCACUUCCCCCAAAAUGAGGUUGCUCGAGCAGAAGCACUACACAUAGCGGAUACCGACCAUCAAUAUUUAUCUGGAACACAGGGAAAGCCACUGCGAGGUCUAAUUCAGGACCAUAUCUCGAUAUCUAUCGCCCUAUGUACUCGCGAUACCUUUUUCAGCCGCGGCGACUAUCAUUCAUUAGUUUACUCUGCAAUUAGACCCGAAAGCGGCCAUAUUUUCGGAGAACGGAUUCAGCUGGUCCCGCCUGCUAUUAUCAAGCCCGUGCCACGAUGGACUGGGAAACAAGUCAUCUCGACGAUAUUGAAAAACACGCAACCGAUAAAUUACGGUGCCCUCAAUCUACGGGGAGAGUCACAGAUCAAGGCAGAGCAAUGGGGCACUAACUCUGAAGAAGGCACUGUGCUGAUCCAAGAUGGUGAAUUUGUGACUGGAAUUCUUGACAAAUCUCAGAUUGGCCAAAGCUCGGGCGGUUUAAUCCAUGCCAUUCAUGAAAUUCACGGGCCCGCCAUCGCCGGCAAGCUUCUCAGCGCUUUUGGCCGACUUCUAACUCGGUAUCUCAACAUGCGGGCUUUCUCUUGCGGUGUGGAUGACUUGAAACUUACUGCCAAGGGUGAAGAAGCUCGGCGUCAAGAGCUACAGGCUAUUAAUCGGGUCGGCCUCGAGGUUGCCUCCAACUACGUCUCUCUCAAGGACGUUUCUGACAGCCAGAAUCCAGUGCUUUUGGAACGCCUUGAGGAGGUCCUCCGUGACGACACGAAGCUAGAAGGUCUGGAUCUCCUGAUGAAUCACACGACAAAGGACAUCACAGACAAAGUUCAAAAGGUCUGCAUUCCCAACGGCCUAGAAAAGCCGUUCCCGCGAAACCAAAUGCAGGCAAUGACAACGUCUGGCGCAAAGGGAUCCAGGGUUAACGCGUCGCUCAUUUCAUGUAACCUUGGGCAGCAAGUCCUAGAGAGUAGGCGAGUGCCUAUUAUGGUUAGUGGUAAAUCACUACCUUGUUUUAAGCCCUUCGAGACCAAUAUCACGGCCAAUGGAUAUAUUGGUAGCCGAUUUCUUACAGGCAUCCGCCCGCAAGAAUAUUACUUCCAUCACAUGGCGGGACGAGAAGGACUCAUUGAUACAGCCGUUAAGACAUCGCGUUCCGGUUAUCUACAAAGAUGUGUCAUCAAGGGGCUUGAAGGUCUGAUGGUUGGGUACGAUACAACCGUACGUGAUGCGGACGGCUCUAUUAUCCAGUUCCUGUACGGCGAAGACGGCCUGGAUGUCACAAAACAAACAUACCUCAAGGACUUUGGCUUUAUCCUGCGCAACUUAACGUCCGAGGUGGCCCAACUGAGAUAUGACCCUCAAGUGGUCAAGCGUCUAGGUGCCGAUCGUGAGUUGUUUACGAAAUACAUGAAAAGUGCUGUGAAACACUCGAAACCUGGUGAUCCAAAGGGAAGGGAUCCGCUCAUCAGCGCGUUUAACCCAGCAACGAAUGCAUUUGUCUUGUCUGAAGCCUUCUACAAUGCCAUGUCAUCUUACCUGAAGGCGAAUGCAGAUGGGCUUAUUCGUGAAAAGCGUGAUAAGUCAGCACCAGACUCAUCCAAUGCACUAAACAAGAAGAACGCUGAGGUUCUGUUUGCGAUGAAAUACUUGCAGUCCCUGGUAGAGCCCGGGGAAGCAGUCGGUAUCGUCGCAGGCCAGUCCGUGGGCGAGCCAUCGACACAAAUGACCCUCAACACGUUCCACUUGGCGGGACACGCGGCCAAAAACGUCACAGCAGGUAUCCCUCGGCUGAGAGAAAUUUUGAUGACGGCCUCGAAGGAUAUUUCUACGCCAGCCAUGUCUCUUUACCCUCGCGAUAGUCUUUCCAAACAGGAAGCCGAAGCUUUUACCAACUCAAUUAGUGCUCUUCCUCUAUCGCAUAUCUUGGACAGCGUUGUUGUGGAAGAAAAGGUUGGCCGUGGCAAAAUUUAUCCUUCGGCCAAGAUCUAUCACAUCAAACUCAAGUUCUUCCCUCCGCAGGAAUAUUUUGAAAUGCACCAUGCCAGCAUAUCCGAUGUACUGGAUGCCGUGGAGUGGAAACUACUUCACCACCUUAUUAAAUUGUCAAAAGCCGAAUUGAAAAAGAGAGCACUGGAUGCGACUGCAGCUACGCCUGAUAUUGGAGCCAAGGUCGGGGUUGUGGAGACGGCUGCUGCAUCAGCUGAAACUGUUGGUGACGAUGACGAUGGUGACGAUGCGGGUGACGACGACUUUACCUCUGCCAAGGAACGGGCUAAUCGCCUCGAAGCUGUCUCAUACGGCCCAAAUGAUGACGCCGAUGAUGAAAUUCAGCAGGCAAUGGAUGAGGAUGCAGCAGCUGAUGGGCUGGAAGUAGAGAGCUUGGACGGCAACCCACAGAAGGAGACGACAAGCGAGGACGAGGACGAAAGUGCCGAGCGCAAAGUAGCUGAUUCGGCCAAGCCCCGAGCACAGCGUGUCAUGAGCACGUUUCCAGAGGUCACGGGAUUCGAGUAUGACGAAGCCGUUGGAGACGGGUGCAAUGUGACGAUCGAGUUUGACGCGAAGGUGCCAAAGUUCCUCAUGCUCAACAUUGUCCAAAGGGCUAUAAAGAAGACAAUGGUCCGGGAAAUUCGAGGAAUUGGGGCUUGCAGACUGGACGAGGAGGGUGGAGGUGGGAAGGAGCGCGUCAUUCACGUUACUGGAGCCAAUAUCGGGGCAAUUCAAAAGUACAGCGAUGAAAUCGACCCGGAUCGAAUUCAGACCAAUGACAUCGUGGCUGUAUUAUCCAUGUAUGGUGUUGAGGCAUGUCGAAGCAAUAUUGUUCGAGAGCUUGCGGGCGUGUUCGGGUCCCACGGUAUCAAGGUCGAUAACCGGCACUUGAACCUCAUUGCGGACUAUAUGACGAGGAAUGGCGACUUUACAGCCUUCAGCCGCUUGGGUCUACAGGGUAAUGUCAGCCCCUUCACCAAGAUGAGCUUUGAGACGACACUUGCCUUCCUGAAGGACGCGGUGCUGGAUGGAGACUGGGACGAGCUGGCUACACCGAGCGGCCGUCUUGUGAUGGGCCGACUAGGGAAGCUGGGCACUGGUAGUUUUGAUGUUUUGACGAAUCUUCCGACCGUCCAUUUUUGA
This is a messenger RNA of Metarhizium robertsii ARSEF 23, 4980 nucleotides long. RefSeq names its product DNA-directed RNA polymerase II largest subunit. The coding region runs from base 1 to 4980 and encodes 1659 amino acids. Gene Ontology annotation, cellular component: RNA polymerase I complex. The record is from RefSeq and is a predicted model, not a curated record. Gene Ontology annotation, biological process: DNA-templated transcription. Lineage: Eukaryota; Fungi; Ascomycota; Sordariomycetes; Hypocreales; Clavicipitaceae. The transcript has 2 exons. Gene Ontology annotation, molecular function: DNA-directed RNA polymerase activity; DNA binding.